Cordyceps militaris CM01 is the source of this 339-nucleotide messenger RNA. RefSeq lists its product as uncharacterized. Bases 1 to 339 code for a protein of 112 amino acids. The record is from RefSeq and is a predicted model, not a curated record. Lineage: Eukaryota; Fungi; Ascomycota; Sordariomycetes; Hypocreales; Cordycipitaceae. The transcript has 2 exons.
AUGUGUAGAGUAGUCCGACAAAGGCACCCUUGUGGUGUUGACUCGAUCAGCAACACAACGUACUGCGAGGAAUCCGUGACAGACGAGGACACGGGCGAGCGUUCCACGUGUGGAACAACCACUUGGAAAGAGCCAGAGGGCAUCACCCAGAAGCCCUGUAACGUCCGAACGAGCAGCCAAUUUGCCGCACCAACGACGGCGGCAAAAUUUGCAAGCACAAAGUAUGCGAACUUUGCGUACCGACAAGGUAUUUGCGGCUUCCAGUCCGAUAGAUUCUCUGGUGAACAGCUGAAUCAGAGGCGAGACCCAUUCCAAAAGGCAACACUGACUAACUUUUGA